Humulus lupulus (European hop) is the source of this 598-nucleotide messenger RNA. Its product is annotated as replication protein A 14 kDa subunit B-like. Lineage: Eukaryota; Viridiplantae; Streptophyta; Magnoliopsida; Rosales; Cannabaceae. Gene Ontology annotation, molecular function: DNA binding. Gene Ontology annotation, biological process: DNA recombination; DNA repair; DNA replication. The transcript has 3 exons. Gene Ontology annotation, cellular component: nucleus. The record is from RefSeq and is a predicted model, not a curated record. Bases 60 to 398 code for a protein of 112 amino acids.
CUUCUCAAUUUUGGCGCCCAUUUUUUUUUUUGGCUCAUUACAGUCUUCUCCGUUCUACCAUGGCUGCUCAUCUGGAUACGGACUCAUCGAGCCCAGCAGUUUUCGUCAAUGGCGAGCUUCUGCGCUCGUACGUUGGAAAAAGGGUUCGGGCAGUGGUUCAGGUUAUCCGAACUGAAAAUGGAGCUGUGAUUGGAAAAUCAACAGAUAAUCAUCAGAUUUCUGUGAAGGGUUCUCCGCCGGGCUCUCUCACAAGUUUUGUUGAGGUGAUUGGUAUUGCUGAUGAUGAUAAAUCCAUUCGUGCUGAAGUUUGGACCAAUUUUGGUGAUGAAAUUGACACACAUAACUACAAUCAGCUUUGUCAGCUAUCUAAUGGAGAAUUCAAACACUUGUUCAUCUGAUGAUCAUCAAGGGCAAGUAGUAGUUUUCAAGUUGGCCUUAACUUUUCGCGGUCUUUUUUUAUAAUUUUUUCAGGCGAGACAUCUUUUAAAUUUUUAUGCUUUCUCCUUGUACAAGUCAUGCUGAUGAUUUCAAGUAUGUAUAUGAAUGAAAACUGUGUUCCAAGUUAAACUUUCAAUUUGAGUUUUACAUAUUUGAGUCA